Messenger RNA from Megalops cyprinoides (Indo-Pacific tarpon), 1798 nucleotides. RefSeq names its product DEAD (Asp-Glu-Ala-Asp) box polypeptide 49 (gene ddx49). Gene Ontology annotation, molecular function: nucleic acid binding; ATP binding; RNA helicase activity. NCBI's taxonomy places the organism in Eukaryota, Metazoa, Chordata, Actinopteri, Elopiformes, Megalopidae. The record is from RefSeq and is a predicted model, not a curated record. The transcript has 13 exons. Bases 125 to 1561 code for a protein of 478 amino acids.
UACAGCACGAGUUCCCUUCAGAGUAGUUGAUCACUGUUGUGGACAUUCUCAACACUUUAACUCCGACUGGAAAUAAAAAAAUAUAUAGGAUAACACACAGGAGGGUUCUUUCUCAAAGAGGAAAAUGUCGGAUUUCUCAGCUCUCGGGCUGUCUGAUUGGCUAAUUCAACAAUGUAAACAAAUGGGAAUUAAUAAACCCACACCAGUCCAGGAAAACUGUAUGCCAGCUAUUCUAGAAGGUCGCGACUGCAUGGGCUGCGCUAAGACAGGGAGCGGGAAGACUGCUGCUUUCGUCCUGCCAGUGUUGCAGAAAUUGUCCGAGGAUCCUUAUGGCAUCUUCUGUUUGGUGCUUACACCCACCAGGGAGCUGGCGUAUCAGAUCGCAGAGCAGUUCAGGGUCUUGGGGAAACCUCUGGGCUUGCGGGAUUGUAUAAUCGUCGGAGGAAUGGAUAUGGUAACUCAGGCCCUGGAACUGUCUAAGAAACCCCACAUUGUCGUGGCAACCCCAGGGAGACUGGCAGAUCACAUUCGCAGUUCAAACACCUUCAGCAUGCAAAAAAUAAAAUUUUUGAUUUUGGAUGAGGCUGACCGCCUGCUUGAACAGGGAUGCACAGACUUCACAAAAGACUUGGAGGUCAUCCUCAGCAUAGUGCCUGCCAGUAGGCAGACUCUGCUGUUCAGUGCCACACUGACUGAUACACUGCAGGAGCUGAAGAGCAUCGCCAUGAACAAGCCUUUCUUCUGGGAGAGCAAGUCAGAGGUACGCACUGUGGACGAGUUGGACCAAAGAUACAUCCUGACCCCUGAAAAAGUGAAGGAUGCUUACCUGGUGCAUCUGAUCCAGAAGUUCCAGGAUGAGCACGAAGACUGGUCCAUCAUGAUCUUCACAAACACCUGCAAGAACUGCCAAAUCCUCACAAUGAUGCUGCGCGAGUUCAACUUCCCUGCCAUCUCCCUUCAUUCCAUGAUGAAACAGAAACAACGUUUUGCCAACCUUGCCAAGUUCAAGUCCAGUGUCUUCAAGAUUCUUAUUGCAACAGAUGUAGCUGCCAGGGGUCUGGACAUUCCAACAGUCCAAGUUGUCAUCAAUCACAACACACCUGGCUUGCCCAAGAUUUACAUUCACAGAGUUGGCCGAACUGCCAGAGCAGGACGGCAUGGUGUUUCUAUUACCCUGGUGACGCAGUAUGACAUCCAUUUAGUCCAUUCCAUCGAGGAGCAGAUCCAAGCUAAACUGAAGGAGUAUCCAGUGGAGGAGAGUGAAGUACUGAAGAUCCUCACCCAAGUCAAUGUGACCAGGCGAGAGUGUGAAAUUAAACUGGAGUCCACAGAUUUUGAUGAGAAGAAAGAAAUUAACAAAAGAAAACAGAUGAUUUUGGAAGGAAAAGACCCCGACAUGGAGCAGAAGAGGAAGGCUGAGCUGGAGCGGAUCAGGAGCGAGAAGAGGAAGUUCAAGGAGAGGAUUCAGGAGACCAUACAGAAGAAGCAGAAUGCAAAGCUGAGAAAGAAACUGCAGAGGAAGAAGAAAUCCAGUCAAAAGAAAAAGACACAGACAACCUAAUACUACUCUAGGAACUUGAUAUCCUAAUUGCUGGCUUAGAGAUCUAGAUGGAGUUAAAUUUCAAGGAAUGUCGACACAAGGCCUAUCAUGUGAACCCCAAAAGGCCUUGUCUGACUCGCAUCAGAUCAAUGGAAGUCAGACCAAGCUGCUCAAUGCAUUGUACAGGACUUUACAAAAGCUUAACGCAGUUAUCACAUGCUUUUUUGCAAAUAAAUUAUAAAGACUACAUUUUCAAAA